AUGGCAAAGACAGGAGGAGGCACUUCUUGCCUUAAGGCCAUUCAGCUCUUCGAAGAAAAAACCGGCCAAGUGGCAGCAGAAGCCGAAGAAGUGCGGCUAAUAGCGCAGCUGCCGCCUCUGGAGAAAAUGGACGCAGCUUUGGGGACUUUGGUGAACUGCAGAAAACUUUCUCUUUCCACAAACGCCAUCGAAAAGAUCGCCAACCUCGCAAACCUCA
Messenger RNA from Eimeria necatrix, 217 nucleotides. RefSeq lists its product as hypothetical. The annotation marks the transcript as partial. NCBI's taxonomy places the organism in Eukaryota, Apicomplexa, Conoidasida, Eucoccidiorida, Eimeriidae. The transcript is spliced from 2 exons. The record is from RefSeq and is a predicted model, not a curated record. Gene Ontology annotation, molecular function: protein binding.